GCGAUUUCCACCGCAACAAUAAUAAAAACUAUGGCAUACAGAAGUGAAAUAGGAAAACACCGACAAAACUGGAUGUUAAUGCGAUCGUUGAAAAACUGUCCAUACACGAAUAUACGAUUUGUAUGUAUGUGGUCUCAUGUGUGUGUUUCCUCAGAUAGUUGUAUUUUGAUGUGAUAUUUUGGAGCAAUUGUCAGUUGGAGGACGAACGUUGAAGCUUUUGGUACACUACAGACUUUUUGCAAAAUAAAUAUAAUUUCCCAGUAAACAGUGAAAAUGAGUUCCGUAGACGAAGACCUGACACCUGAACAAAUUGCAGUACUCCAGAAAGCCUUUAACAGCUUUGACCACCAGAAAACCGGAAGCAUACCAACCGAAAUGGUAGCGGAUAUUUUGCGUUUGAUGGGACAACCGUUCGAUAAGAAAAUCUUAGAGGAACUAAUUGAAGAAGUAGAUGAAGACAAAUCCGGUCGUUUGGAGUUUGAGGAGUUCGUGCAGUUGGCUGCCAAGUUUAUCGUCGAAGAAGAUGCCGAAGCUAUGCAAAAGGAGUUGAGGGAAGCUUUCCGCUUAUACGAUAAACAAGGCAACGGUUUCAUCCCAACAACUUGUUUAAAAGAGAUUCUCAAAGAGUUGGACGAUCAACUGACCGAAGCAGAACUUGAUAUUAUGAUUGAGGAGAUUGAUUCGGAUGGGUCUGGCACGGUGGACUUUGAUGAAUUUAUGGAAAUGAUGACCGGGGAAUAGAUCUACGUCCACCAACAGUUGCAAAGACGGCGUUUCUCUGCUCGAUUAGUUGAAGUCGGUAUAUAAUGUUAUAAUUACAAGUACAACAAUAUGAGAGAGCGUCGAUUUAAAACUCAACAUACCUACAAAAGUACAUACAUGCAUCCGUACUUGCUUACAUAAAUAUUUGUAAUGCUUUGAUUAUACUUUAGAAGCUAUUUUUCAACGCCAGCAGUAAAAAAAUACGGCCCUGCAUCGUGACGCGUGUUUACCAAUUUUUUUUUAAAAUUAUUUUUAAUAAAAGAAGUAUGUCAUGUAUGUAUAUCUCAAUAUGUAUAAAUGUAUUUUCAAUAAUCGUUUUUAUAGCCAUUAUCACAAUUUUACACGCGUACACAAAAUGUAUACUCACGCUUAACUUUGUUACCAAAAAUAUUGCUCAUAAAAUAAAGUAUUUAAAUUACAAUAAAAUAAAAACCAAU
This is a messenger RNA of Bactrocera oleae (olive fruit fly), 1199 nucleotides long. It is a transcript of the gene TpnC73F, whose product is annotated as Troponin C at 73F. Gene Ontology annotation, cellular component: myosin II complex. Gene Ontology annotation, molecular function: calcium ion binding. The record is from RefSeq and is a predicted model, not a curated record. NCBI's taxonomy places the organism in Eukaryota, Metazoa, Arthropoda, Insecta, Diptera, Tephritidae.